AUGGCUGAAUCCAACGAAGCUGAGGUCCUUCGUCGGAAGCCUGAGAACCUUGCCGUCUACACCAACCCCGACCAUGAGCUUUACCUGAAGCGAACGGAAAUUCCUACUCCAGGCGAGGGAGAAUGUCUCGUUCAUGUCCGCGCCACAGGAAUCUGUGGCUCCGAUGUCCACUUCUGGAAGGCAGGCCACAUCGGAGAGAUGGUCGUCACGGGAGAGAAUGGUCUUGGCCACGAAAGCGCGGGAGUUGUCGUCGCAGUUGGACCCAACACGAGCAAGUUCCAGGUGGGCGAUAGAGUCGCAAUGGAAUGCGGCGUGCCGUGUUCAAAGCCGUCUUGCUUCUUCUGCCGUACGGGACAGUACAAUGCUUGCCCCGACGUCGUGUUUUAUUCAACACCACCAUACCAUGGAACGCUGACACGCUACCACGCACACCCGGAAGACUGGCUUCACAAGAUCCCAGAUACGAUAUCCUUUGAAGAAGGAUCGCUUUUGGAGCCGUUGUCUGUAGCUUUGACUGGCAUCGAACGAUCAGGCGUUCGCCUGGGUGAUCCAGUCGUCAUUUGCGGUGCUGGGCCUAUCGGUAUCGUCACCUUGAUGGCGGCCAACGCAGCCGGUGCCAAUCCAAUUGUCAUCACGGACAUCAACGAGAGCAGACUGCAGAUUGCAAAGAAAGCAGUUCCGAGAGUGCGAACCGUACUGGUUACCGCGGGUAAGGACGCGCAAGCGGUUGCUGAAGAUGUCAAGACGACUUUGGGUCAGGAAGCCAAAUUGGUCCUGGAAUGCACUGGUGUGGAAUCAAGUGUCAUCACCGGUAUCUACGUGAGCAUGCCGUUUUGGUGGAAUGGUUUUCGUCAUCGGCUGUGGGAAAGAUUUGCGACCAUUCCCUUCAUGUACAUGGCUGGAAAAGAAAUCGACCUACGAUUUCAAUUCAGAUACCGUGACAUAUAUCCCCGAGCCAUCGGCCUUGUCUCUGAGGGGGUUAUUGACCUGAAGCCGCUGGUCACUCAUCGCUAUACUCUUGAGGAGGGGGAGAAAGCCUUCAAGACGGCUUCAGACCCCACUGCAUUGGCCUUGAAGGUUCAAAUACUUGACGACUGA
This is a messenger RNA of Colletotrichum karsti, 1098 nucleotides long. Its product is annotated as l-arabinitol 4-dehydrogenase. Gene Ontology annotation, biological process: D-sorbitol catabolic process. The record is from RefSeq and is a predicted model, not a curated record. The transcript has 2 exons. The coding region runs from base 1 to 1098 and encodes 365 amino acids. Gene Ontology annotation, molecular function: L-iditol 2-dehydrogenase (NAD+) activity. NCBI's taxonomy places the organism in Eukaryota, Fungi, Ascomycota, Sordariomycetes, Glomerellales, Glomerellaceae.